UACAAAUAUGCAAAGAUUCGAAAGUGAUGUGAAUGUGGAAGGAGAAUCUUAGGCGGCUUACACUAGAUUUGACUCGUCUCCUUCUGUUGGACAAUUAUCUGGUACACAUUUAGAGAAACAAACAAUAAUCAAAUCAACUCUAAUUGCAUCAAUUGGAUCAUUCAUUUUUACUUAUGGUAUUUUGGCAUCAGCAGGCAAUAACACGGCCAUCUUAGUCAUAUUCUUCUUAAGUGUACUAAUGACAGAUCGUCUAACUGUAUUCAAUCCUGCUGUUAGCUUCAUUGAUUUACUCAUGGCAAGAAUUGGAUUCCAAGAAUUUAUAUUCAAUGUAAUUGGUUAAGUCGGAGGCAGUCUAUUGGGUGCCAUGGUGUGCUUCUUUGUUUUAUAGGAUUUCACUAAUGCACCUUAUUUGGAUGCCAAAAUUGGUGACAAUUUAAUUGGCGUAUUAGAAUAUAUUCAAUAAGUAAAUAGUCAGUUGAAGGCGAAUUGUUCGGCUCCAUGUUGUUUAUGAUAGUAUUGGUAUUGCAGGAAGACGAUUACUUGAAAUUCUCGGAUGACAAAUUAGAACAUGCUCUGGUUGUGACUUUGGGAUUUGGUGCAGCUCGUGUCUUGACAUCUUAAGGACAGUCACUCUUCAAUCCAGCAUUUGCUUUUAGGUAUUCAAAUGAAAGUAUUUUCAAGUUUGGAAUUAUUCGAAUGUAUUUAGGAUGGCACAUGGGGUAGAUUUGGAUUCUUGUGGGUGUUUACUUGUACUCCCUUCAUGGCAUCAGUUGUGGCAAUUAUGUUCAAUAGUCAAAUAUAUAAGAGAUUCUACGAUAAGAAAAUUUAAUACGGAUUUUGAUUUAUU
Molecule: messenger RNA, 847 nt
Organism: Paramecium octaurelia
Lineage: Eukaryota; Ciliophora; Oligohymenophorea; Peniculida; Parameciidae
Source: the annotation of a GenBank genome assembly